GGUGCCGUAAAAUGCCGUGAGGCGCGGCCGGCGGGGCCUGAGGGACAGAGCCCGGGCCGGUCCCGCUCCAUAUGCCCCGAACCGCUCCGAACCGCUCCAUGUGGGGCCGCUCCUCGCCCGCAGCCGCUGCCGCAGCCUCAUCCUUCUACUAUGGCCCGGAAAACAGUUAGCAGGAAGCGGAAAGCGGCGGCAGCCGCCGCCGCGGGGCCUGGGGGGCUCCAGGGGGAGCAGUAUGUGUGGGAUCACUCGGUGCACAAAAGGAAAAGGCUCCCCCCGGUGAAGAGGUCCCUGGUGUACUACCUGAAAGGGAGGGAGCUCCGGAUGCAGAAUGAAUCCAGCUACCACCGCCUGUUGCACGGAUACGCAGCCCAGCAGCUCCCCAGCCUCCUGAAGGAGAGAGAAUUCCACCUCGGAACCCUCAAUAAAGUGUUUGCCUCCCAGUGGCUGAACCACCGGCAAGUGGUGUGCGGGACGAAAUGCAACACGUUAUUUGUAGUAGAUGUCCAGACUGGUCAAAUUACCAAGAUUCCUAUUCUGAAGGAUCGUGAACCGGGCAUGGUGAACCAGCAGGGAUGUGGCAUUCAUGCCAUCGAGCUCAACCCCUCGAGGACCCUCCUGGCCACAGGUGGAGACAACCCCAACAGUCUUGCAAUUUAUCGCCUGCCUACACUCGAUCCUGUCUGUGUGGGAGAUGAUGGACAUAAGGACUGGAUAUUUUCAAUUGCAUGGAUCAGUGAUACUAUGGCUGUUUCUGGUUCCCGGGAUGGUUCAAUGGGUCUCUGGGAAGUCACAGAGGAUGUGUUGUCCAAAAGUGAUGCCAGGCAUAACCUCUCUCAAGUUCCUGUCUAUGCCCACAUAACACACAGUGCUCUGAAGGACAUCCCCAAGGAGAACACCAACCCUGAUAACUGCAAAGUCCGAGCAUUGGCCUUCAACAAUAAGAACAAGGAGCUGGGAGCAGUGUCCCUGGAUGGGUAUUUUCAUCUUUGGAAGGCAGAGCUCACACUAUCAAAGUUACUUUCCACAAAGUUGCCAUACUGCAGGGAGAACGUGUGUUUGGCUUAUGGUCAGGAGUGGUCAGUGUAUGCAGUAGGAUCACAGGCACACGUCUCCUUCCUGGACCCAAGGCAGCCUUCCCACAAUGUUAAAUCCGUCUGUUCCAAAGAACGAGGCAGUGGUAUCCGGUCGGUGAGCUUCUAUGAGCACAUCAUCACCGUGGGAACUGGGCAAGGUUCCCUGUUGUUCUACGAUAUCAGAGCCCAGAGGUUCCUGGAUGAAAAGCCCCCCCAUGCCUGCUAUGGCCCGAAGCAAAAAUUAGGAGGAGGUGAAAUUUUGAAGUUGACAACUGGGAAAGGCUGGCUGAACCAUGAUGAAACCUGGAGGAAUUAUUUUUCUGAUAUAAAUUACUUCCCAAAUGCUGUUUACACCCACUGCUACGACUCGUCUGGAACGAAACUCUUUGUGGCAGGAGGCCCCCUUCCAUCAGGACUUCAUGGGAAUUACGCUGGUCUCUGGAGCUAAUGAUAACUCUUCAUAAAUGCUGAUCUUUACACAGAUUUCCACUUUUCUUUUCCUUUUUUAACAACAAAAUUGUGUGAUGCCAUUGAUUCCUGAUUUAAGCGCAAGUUAUUUUUUGGCAGAGUUUUCUGUUGGUCUCCAACAGUUUUUGUACAUCUUUUUGAACCAGUUUUUUGCUUUAACCUCCUUGAUCCUUUAUAUGAAGGGGUUUUGAAAUCCUUUUUUAUUGUAUUUACUCCAAAUGACUCUCCCCCCCAUUUAGGCUGUCUUGGCCAUGUGCCCCCUCCCCUACUUUGCUGUGAGGUGGGAUUCCUUUCUUAUAGAGUGGUUGCUCCUGGGCUUUCUGUGAAAGUCUUGGGGCUGCAUGUGUGCAGGUACUUUGUGUCAGUUACAUUACCUGGAGUGAGGACUACUUGUAAUUAAAAAAUAUUAAAAGUAUUUAUAAGAGAUAAGCUACUACUUUAUCUGCAGAGCCUGGCCCUGGCCUGGGUUGAUCUUAUUUUUAAAAGUACAAGUCUAAUGACACUGUUUUUACAUAGAGGGAUUAUGGUUAUUUUAGGCUCUGCUCACUGGAGCCCAGGCACAGAUUCCCCCAGGGUAUUGCCCAUCAAGUCCAAAGUGCAGGAGUUCUAAAAAGUGCAUUUGUAUUUGAAUGGUAGUUUUCAGCAGUGCCAGGAGUAAAAAUUGAUCUUUUGUUUCUUCACUGCCCAUCCCAGGUACCAACUUUUGCACAGGUGGAGUUUGCAAAGGCUGUUCUGCAGCAUGGCUGUUGCAGGGUGACAUUACAUUGAGGGCUGCAGAGGUGCUGAGGGGAAAUGGGGGCUGGUUAUUCAAUAUGAACUAAAUCUUAUCUGUUUUCCAGAUGAGCCAUGGUUUCUCAGUAUGCUGUCGGGGUAGCUCAUGAGAUUUUCCUAAACUGCCUAAAACCCAGGACCUUUUUUAUGCUGGGUUCUGGAAAUUUUUCCCAUUUUUGCUGUUCUGGUUGGCCAUCUCCUCUAAUAAGCCAAUGGAAUAAAUAAACUAUUUUUUUUUCUAUGAGAUUAAAGAGUGCAUCUUGGACUUAACUAAUGCAAGUGAGAAGCUUUCCAUAUAGGAGGAUAGCUCGGUGUCAGCUCACGUUGUGCCACAUAUGCUGUAGGAGAGACUCAGACUUUCCCCAAAUCCCCUGCUUCCUUCUGCUUCCAGGCUCCUGUGAACUUCACCGGGGACUGGGAGGGGAGAACAGGUGCAGUGCCCUUCAGGUCCAGCUAUGAAGCAUGUGCAUCCCAGGGUGGUGGUCUUACUGCAUACCCAGCUAAAAUGCAGGUCUCCAGGUGCUCCUCCUUUUGGCAGGCACCAAACUCUCAGCUUGUUACUGAUGCCUCUCUCUUCUGCUGGGAUGAAUGCCUUUCCCCUGACACUAGUGGAGCAAAGUGUGCCUGGACCUCACUGCUUUGGUGACAAAGACGGAGUUGGUUGAAGCUGAGGAAGAAGACGAGGCUGGGACACGCUCUGCUCUCCUGUCUCUGUGGAGAUCACAGCUACUGCUGCGGUUCCUGCUGACAGCCCAGAGCGAGUCUGUACCUGCCUUUGCAGUCCCUCUUGUCUUCAUACUCAGUGUCUUCUUCAACAAUUCCAAGCAGUGAGCCUCAGGCUUAAUUUGCAGUUGGCAAGGAGACCUGCAUGGAAAUCCUCCAAAGAAUGCAGUUCCCUCCUGUCCGAGUGGAAAUCCUGGCAAGAGAAGAGCUCUCUCCCAGAUGUGCACCUGUCCCAGAAGUAUAAUUUGCACUGAGCACUGACACAGGUGCUUCACAAACACAUCAUCUUCCAGUGUUUUAUAAUUGUACUUCCCUUGUGGGCUGCUUAAACUGCAGCAGUCCACGAUGCUGUGUGUACAGCUAGCCAGGUUUUUCUCUGAAAAGGGCAAAUUUUAUACCAUGGGGUAGUGAAGAGUUAGGGUUGCACAUUUUAUUUAGAGUUGUUCAUCGUUUCAUUUUAAAGAUGUCAUAAUGGUGCCUGUGUUGUUCUUUGACAGCAAGUUACUGCUUUGCAUAUUUUUUGAUUUAGAAAAGUGGGAGUAUACAAAGAAAAACAAGUCUUGGUCAAGUAUGGCAGGAUUUGUAUUUCUUGGAUUACUCCUGCAGCUACUGUGUAAGAUCACUCUGUCACAGGGCACAUGUUCUGCUGUUUUUAUUCGACCUUGGUUUGAAGUUUGUUUUGUUUUGUUUUUCUGAAGAAGCUAGACAGUUGAGUCUACUUGAGCAUUCUCCAGAAAACAACAGCAGAUAAUAGAUAGGCACUUUGUGUCUGCAGUGCCAGAGGACAACUCCUGGUCUGGAAAUUCUAGCCUUGAUGUUGAUCUAUUGAUUGAAGCAUAUGCCAGGUCAUGAUGAGGGGGGGAAAAAGGGUAUUUGAAUGGACAGAGCUUCAGCCUUCAAACAUGGAGGCUGCUUUUUCUGCAGUCUCUAAGUUACUGAAGAGGCGCCACUGGAAAUUGUCAGUCCUUGCUGACUCUGAUCUCCACAAGUACCUCGAUAGGUGGUCUUAAAGCCUGGUAUUGUGAGUGCUCUCUUCCUCCUUUUUUUUUCUACGUGGGAAGCCCUGGACAAUUCUCAGACAGAUCUGGACAAUGAUGUAAAAUUCCUGUAGUCUCACAUGCUUCUGCUUUCAGGGUGCUUUCUUGCAAAGGUAAUUUCUCGUGGGAAGGGAGCCAUCUUUGUUGCUGUAUGAAUACCCCCCAAAAAGGGAAACAAAGUAGGUAGUGCUGGAAGCACACAAGCAAAUUGGGCCUGACAAAACUUAAUUUCUAGCCUGUUUCAGUGGUUUUAAAUGCUUGUAGCAAUACAGUUGUUGAGUUUCAGAAUAUUUUGUGGUUGGUCACAUAUUUUGUUCCAAUCAGUGUUAGAAAUUGAGGCAGAGAAAAGCGAUGUACUCAAGACCUUCAAUUUGCUUAAACUGGGUAGAAGUUGGAGGCUGGGUCAGACUUGGGAACUGGGCAAUUGUCCUUGUAUUUCUUUGACUGAUGGGAUUACACAGUAACAAUCUGUUCCUUGGAGGGAAGACACUCUGGUUUAUCUCACUUGAAGGAAAGAAAAGAACUUAAAUCAUAACAUGCCUUCAAACCUGCUGCUGCUCAGCUUUUUUCAAUAGACUACCAUGUUAAUUUGGGUAUCUUUGGGUAUUGUAUUUUCAGUAUUCAUAAUAACAGGUAAUCAAACCAGUGACUAAAUUAUGGGUUUGGUAAUACCUGGCUUGUGAGCACUGGCUAGCAACUUCUCAGUAAUAGCUGGGUGUUAUGUGAUGGGACAUUCCUGAGGAAUCAGAAGCUGCAAUAAGGGUGGUGCUCUCCCUCUUCACCAAACACCUUAUUCCUGUAAUUCCUCCAGCUUUCUCCCUUGUACAGUCAAGUCUGGUAGGGAGAACUGCUGGUGCUCUCCUCUGGCACUUUCUGGGAUUGCAGUAAAGAAGUGAGUUCAUUUAUUUGGUUCCCUCAUCACAGCGCUGCUGGUGUGUUAGCUCAAGGUGAAUAAAUUACCAAAGAAUAGUUAGUAGGUGUUUGUUCCUAGUCUCAGUUGUUAACUUUUCUCAUAGAUCCAUUUUUAAGGUCAUUGGUAGACUGCCCAGUGGUCCUUCUGAACGUAGUCAGUCCACAUCACACUUUGGAUGGCUCUUGUGACUCUCUUCAUGAGGGGAGCUCCUGAACUGCAUUGUAGGGUUUAUAUUUGCUGCCUCCAUUUCAGGUCUUUGGCAGCUUUUUAUCUCAAGGAUUAAGAUAGUUCUCCUCCAGAAUUUCAUCCUCUUCCUUCACCAGAGUGCUUGCUUUGUAUAUAGCUUGCAGCUGCAGAGUUAACAGAUUAAAAGUUAUGAUCCACCUAUGUCGAGUGGUGCUUUGGUGUCUUAAUUUCUGCCCCUCGGUUGAGGCACUUACAGACCUUGUGAAGUGUUGUCCCUCACCUGGUGCAGGUGUGAAACAAAGCAGGCUUGAAGGUGACCCCUUCACAGAGGUCACUUGUUUGCUUUGUUUGCAAGAAACCAAGAACAGGUGGGCUGUCAGUUGCAUCUUGGAAAAGUAGCCAGGUGGGAGCUCUGAGGUCUGUUUGUGGUGGUCUGAUACCCUUAUUUUCCAUAAACCCAGUUUUCCAAGGUGUCUGAUAUGUUCUUAAUUCUUUUUCAGUUGCUGCUAUGACUGAAAUACUGGACUGGGGUACAGCUUGUUCUUAAGGAACACUUGCAGAGCUGUGUGGGAUGCAGGUGGAGCUGAUCCUCUGGCCAGCCUGUGCUGAGCCCGACUCCUGUCCGUGCCAGGCACACACUUUCUACCUUAAAGCCAAGUGAAAAUCCCUGUGUGCCCCACUGGCCAUCCCACAGUCUGAGCCUGUGGUGUGACCUCAACUUAAAAUGCCUUUCUGACUGUUGCAGUGCCCUCAGUAGCUUAUUUGAAAGUCUCUGAAGCACAGGCACCCGGAACAAGGUAGAGUGGAAAGGAGAAUACAGCCACAUCUUGUGUGAAGGAAUCUCUGCCUGCGCGUGCUCUCCUUUGCCCCUCCAGGUGAGCACUUUGUGUGGUGAGGAUGGGCAAGGGGCACCAGAGAAGCAGUGAAAGGCAAACUUUGAUAUGGCUUCUGGGACUCCACAGGAAUUAAAAAACAUAGAGGGGAUACCUGAAAGGGGUGAAUCAGAAACAUCUUCAGAGAGAUCAAAUAUAUAUCCCUGUCAUUCUUGUUUCAGUGAUAAAAUUAGGAUGUAUCUUUUUGCUUGUGACUGCUGUGUUUCUUUAGGAAAACCAUAUGGUACUUGGCUAAUUAAAAGAAUGCUCUUGCAGAAAGGAAUCUUCCCAUUUCAUAACAGCCUUUUCCACUGGUAUCCUGCUGGGAGCGGUAUAGUCUAAGAAAGUGCACACAGAUUUGAAACAGGGUGCCAGAGUUGGCAGAGUUGGGAAAAUGUGGGCUGCCUGACUGUUUGUGUUCCCAAAAAAAAAACCACCAACACUUGAUUGUAUACAAAUUGCGGUCGUUGGACUGAAACUGAGAGGGUGUAUACAAACCCUUGCAACACAGUGCAAUGUCUCCAGUCCUAGAUGUUGGUUCUUUUGCCUUCAGAACAAAAAUCUAGGGGUCAAUACAUUGAUUUCUUAGGAACUGCUUUUCUAGAUUCCCUUACUAAAAGGGAAAAUUCAGGUGCUGAAUUCUUAUCUCAUUAAACUUGUACUUUUUAUUUGCCCAUCUACCUGGUCUCUCUUCAUUUCCAAGGCCUCCCACAGUCUCAGGGUAUAUAAAUCACUAUAACUCAUCCAAAUAGUAUCUAAACGGACCAACCAGAGGUUAAUGUGCCUUCCUCUUCUGGUACCUUGAUCUUUGUGAAGUUAUCUCACAAACUUUUCCCUGUCCUAGGGCUGGGUACAUGCAUUGUCUUUUUCUAAGAUGUGUGUGUUGAAAUUGCAACAGGUUUGUACUGUUACUUGUGACUUGUUCCAUUUGUCUUAGGAUGUGUAGACACAAAUCAAUGCACUGGUUGGUCUCAUAUCAGUCUUACCAGUGACAUCUGUCAGUGCUUGCUUGUGUGUUCAUGUGUACACUGGUGCUGGAUCUUCCUCACUGCCUGUGGUGCAUAUGAUGCACAAAAUACACAAGGUGUUUUAACUUGUUGCCUGAGGGUUGGAUUUUGUAAAGUGAACUGUUUUUAAUGUUUGGGGUUUUUUUUCCCAAAUAUAUUUAAUAAGAUCCAAAGCCUUGAGGGGAGGAAAAAAAAAAAUCAAGACUUGCUGAUACUUGCUGGCUUUUGUUCUGAAACCAGGGUCUGAUGUUUAACAACUCCUGCAAGUCAACCCAUCUAACAGAGCCUUUCUCAGCUUGUUUCUGUAUUGAGCUGUGUCAGAAAUGGCACUGGAUCCUAAACUAUCACAGAAGCUGUCAAGUGCAGUAGUAACAGCUCUCUUCAAAAUUACAGUGCACAUUUUUAACUCUAAGAUGAAACUUAGAAGUUAUGACGCAGCUUGCAAAUGGAACAGUGGGAAAUUGCAGAUAGCCUGUGCAACCAACCUGUCUGCACAUCGGGUCUAGUGUUCUGUUACUUUGCAAAUUGUUUCUUCUCUCUGAAAAGUGAUUUUUUUUUUAUUUUUUUUUUUGAUAGAAAGACAUUACACUUUUGGCUUACUUUUCUAAGAGUAUCUUUGUUAAAAGCCUCAAACCAACAUCUGGAAUUUGGGCUGAGUUUCCAUGUCUUAUGCAGAUGGUGCAGUUGAUACAUGAUGUCUCAUAAAAGCAUGGAAACAGGAACACAUCCUCACUGUGGCCUUCCAUGGGCAUGCCUAUGCAUAAUUAACUGAAUUACAGUACUGCACUCUUGAUACGUGAGGAUACCUUUCUAUUUAGAAUCAGCACGAUUAGUCAUUGAUGCAUUGACAUUAAUACAGGGUCAUGGAGCUCCAAGGUAUGCGUAUUUCCUGUGCUGACUGCAUCUGUUCUCUCUGUAACCCAGAGCAGACUUACUCUGGAGUUCUCUUUUUACCUCUUGCUAACUUCAGAGUUCCUUUAAAUUGUUUUUAUGACAGUAACUUUUCAGAGUAGAACAAAUGGAUUUAACUUUGUUUUCUAUUUUAAGCAUCUUCCUCUCCUCCCAUUUUUCCCUAGUUCACCUGUAACAAUCUGUUCAAAGCUGUCUGCCUACUCUGAAAAUUAUCAAGUCCAAAAUAAAAAGAAAACCUAUAACCCAAUGUGGAAGGAUCACUGUGUGCUUUUACCAUAAACUUUUGCAGCUGGCUGCCUGCCUUGCAAGUGGAGACUCCACCGCUGCACAGGCUGCAGAAGCUGAAAUUCUCUUGCAUCCAUAUAGUUCGGUGGAUCGGGAAGUGGAGGUGCCCUGCAUUGGCCCCCAAGUGAGUUUAUCAGACUGAUCUGUGGUGGUUUAGCCAGAGAACUGGCACCUUUGGCUGCUACUCAAAGAACUAAAGGUUUCAGUGAGGGUAAAGCCAGGAGGGUGAAUUGCUGACUUGAUCCCAUUUAAAGGCUUUCUCCACAGAUUUUUGGCUUUUUGUCUUUUGCAUAGUUGGUGGAUUAAAAAAGAGUAGGGAUAUCAGCUAAACAAUAACCCUGUGCUCAAAGUUAUUCUAAUGAACUUUGGCCAGCAGUAAUGACAAAGGCUGGCUACACUCAAGAGGUGAGCUGGCAAUGGACUGUUUGAAGGGUAGGCCUUGAGGGUUUGCUCUGUGCCUUAGAUCACUGCAGAUCAGUUGCUCCCAGAGCUUUCGAAACUCAUGUUCAUCCCUCUUGAUGUGAGGAGUGAAGAUGGCAUGGGGAAGAACCUGUUCUCCCAGUGGUCACUCAGUCUUCCCCUCAACACUCAAGUUUACCAGUGCACUUGUCUCUUUGUUUUCAUGACUGACUGUGACUAAUGUGCUUUACAGCUGCCACCAGCCACCUCCAUAUGCUUUGUGCUGGGAUGAUGGAGUGGAAGGGCCUUGUCUGCGUCAUCUUCCAUCUGGCUGGUUGUUGACAGUGCAGGGUUGUAACAGGCCGGCUGGGAUUUACGGCUUCAGCUGGUUGCUCUGGGCAUCUUUCACAGUGUAAUAGUGGGGCUAUUAUGAAAAGGACUGGAUAAGUAACUUCUGGUGGGCUCUGUCAGUGUUGUUCAAAAUGCUGUCUCCAGUCUUGGCCUGUCAUCCCAGACUCGCUCGCAUCUUGCCACACUCUGCUGCUUGGGACUUGAGCAAGUUCCCUGUCCUCUCAUGGUUCACUAGUUCAGGUACCAGUUCUGCAAAGCCUGGGGGCACCUGUUAGAGCCCUGCUACAGUCUGAAACUUCUACACUUGCUUAGGCUCACUGAACUGGGACCUUGCUCACAAUCUCCCUAUUUAUUUUACUUAGCCCUAGAUAUCUUCUUGGACUUCCAUUCCCCUUUCAGUCUGAAAGGGUUUGCUUCAAGGUCAUUCGUGGGCCAUGAAGGAGUUGAUUCCUGUACUGCUGGUUAUUGCAAUUUGGUGGCUUUUAUUUUUCUUGUUUUUAUUCUUGAGUUCACUGCAAAUGUACAAAACUAUUCUGAAAAAACCUUCCUCAACUCCUGAACGUAGUACAGGGGCCAACCUGUGAGGCAUCAGAAUUAUUUUUCUACUCCCAAAAUGCACAGAAACAAGGGUCUCUUAGACAAGUUUUAAGAAGGAAAAGCAGCUGCAUACACAUAAGUAGAAAGGUAUCUCUGGGUAGAAUAGGUGAGGGAGCAGUUUAAGAAUUUUAAGUAUAAGAACUGCAAUUGAUUUGGGUUUUGUUUCUUUUGUAAAAAUUCCUUUAACAGGAGAUUAGGUGGUGUUUUAAUCCAGAGAAAGCUGCAAUGUAAACUGAGUUGUUUUUUUCAUCAAUGCAAAAUGUGCCUCUUAAGUAGAAUGCGAAGUCAGUCUCUCAUUCUCUGUUUGCAGGGAUAGAAAUUUAACUGAAGACUGAUUUAAUGUGUUUCUUGCUCUUAUGUGUAAUCCUCCAUACAACAGUCCUUGCUGGUCUUUCCCAAGCACUAUUCAGCACUAUCCCUAUUUGAAAGCAAAAUAGGUGUUGUGUUGAGCAGUGUAACCUGAUAAACUUCCUUGGUUUGAGAGAGACACUGGAGAGAAGAGUCCAGGUUCCAUGUGUUUUAAUACAACUUUAAAGCAGUGCAGCUAUUCUCUCAGACCAGCACCGCUUCCUGCCUUUCCCUCCAUUUAGAUGGGAAUUUAAAAGUAAACCGAGCAAUACCUGAUCCAGUUGAUGUGCUUGCAGGUGGAACAUGGACUUUCUGUUAAAUUUGAAGACUGAGAUUUCUCUUGUGGAAGAACUUGUCCUGGGUGUAAGAGCUUGGAUCUCAGAUUACAGCUCUUCUGCCAGUUUGUUACAUGCACUUAAGUAUUCUGGACUCUUCUGAAGAGGAUUGUGGAAAAGCUGUGAAGGUGUAGACUGGAACUGAUAAUUUUAGGUCAUCUGUGUGUUGCUUGACUACAUGGACAAUAUAACAGUGAUUUUUUUUUUUUCCAUGUGUCAGUCACAAAUAAUUCUUAAUUUGCUGUUUGGAGGAAAACUGUUAAUAGAUAAGUUUCCAGAUCAAAUUAUGAGCCUAAUUUUCCCUCUUGCAUAACCGGGUUACUGUGUUCACAUGCCAGAAAGAUGUUGCUCUUUGAAAAAGCAUGUUAGUGUAUGUGGCAAUGCCCCAUGCACUUUUUAAAUACCUAGGUCUGUACAUUCUCAUCUGAGUAUCGUUAACCACGCUGUAGUCUGAAAAAUGGAUCUUUUACUACUGCCCUGUUAUAUAGAUAAUUGUAAUUCACUGCAGUUUGUUUUUUUCCACUUCUUGAAGUUGCGUGAUCUGAAAAUUGGUGAACAGAAAGUAUUUGUGCAUCUUACUAUGGGUAUCUCUAAAUAAAAUGUAUUUGUAUAGUG
Messenger RNA from Pipra filicauda (Wire-tailed manakin), 10892 nucleotides. It is a transcript of the gene DCAF12, whose product is annotated as DDB1 and CUL4 associated factor 12. Bases 151 to 1521 code for a protein of 456 amino acids. The transcript has 9 exons. Gene Ontology annotation, molecular function: protein binding. NCBI's taxonomy places the organism in Eukaryota, Metazoa, Chordata, Aves, Passeriformes, Pipridae. The record is from RefSeq and is a predicted model, not a curated record. Gene Ontology annotation, cellular component: Cul4-RING E3 ubiquitin ligase complex.